Molecule: messenger RNA, 1491 nt
Organism: Drosophila simulans
Lineage: Eukaryota; Metazoa; Arthropoda; Insecta; Diptera; Drosophilidae
Gene: MrgBP
Product: MRG/MORF4L-binding protein
Exons: 2
Coding region: 799-1404 (201 amino acids)
Biological process (GO): regulation of transcription by RNA polymerase II
Cellular component (GO): nucleus; NuA4 histone acetyltransferase complex
Source: RefSeq, a predicted model, not a curated record
GUAGUUUAGAUAUCUCAUUCUUUGUACAGGCUUCCCCAUACGGGCACAACAUCGAACAGGCGACACAAAGCUAUACAUAUGUGUACAAUUUCGCGAUUCUAGACAGAGAUAGUUGGUAGAUUGGUGUAGUUUAGUCAGUGUUUAGUACUAGGCGGGAAGUUAGGAUAGCUGGUGAGUCACACUACGCAUCAUACAUAUGUGUUAUUUUGUGGCACAUGUGAAGAACCGAACGCAGGCAUUGGUUUCAUCGAUCGCAUUGCUGAUUAACUUUCCAGUCGAACUGGAAGCCUUGACGCGAACAAGUGCAAGGUUAUUAACUGACCCCAAGUGGGCGUGGUGGUGUUGGGCGGUGGGGCGCUACUCGUGCCAGCUCAUGGAGAACCCGAGUUAUGUGCAAAAAACACUGCUCAACUCGUUGGGAACACCCAAAAUUAGUUUUUUAUGCAGAAAUAGGGAAGGAGAACACACACACAAACACACGAAGGCGUACUGCGCCGUGUGGUUAGCAGAGGGAUUAUAGUGGAAAAGUGAAGAUUUCGACGGAUGCACACACAACACAUAACUAUAUUGGCACACUAUUUGUUAAUUACCAGCUCCGGCUUAAAUGGUUUUUUUUACUCUCGAACUCUACGGGCCAAAAUCCAGCAAAGUUGACGAAUAAAAGUGGAUACACACCCAAACUAGUGAUGUGCCGCGCGGCGAUAGUUCGGGCGCGUGAGCGCGCCAGCGGCCAUCGCUAAUAUUCGCGCAGAAAAACAUACAAUUCGUACCAUUUAUUAGUUCCAUGCGCUCUGCAAUAUGAUGGCCAAGGACAAGGGUCUGGCUGUGGCCGGAUCGGCGGCCCCCUUGCCGGCCGCCCUCGACCACGAGUGGUCCGCCGAGGAGGAGCUGCAGCUGUUCCACGCAAUGGAGGGCCUGCGCCCGGUGGGCAUCAACAAGCACUUCUACAUGUCCUGCAUUGUCCAGCGUCUGUCCAAGUCGCUGAAUCGUGAAAUGCCCAGCGAGCUGAUCUGGCGCCACCUGGGCACCAUGUACAAGCUGAAGGAACUGGACGAUCUGGAGUCGCUGCCCUUUCCCAACGAGGAGCGCGAGUUCAGCCUGCCGGAGCAGGAUUACGGAACGCUACAGACCAAAAAGACGGUGGAGGUGCAUGCCAACGAGGAGGCUGCAGAGGCACAGUCGGCGCCUCCAACAGCAGAGACCAAUGGCAAAGCUCCACCUGCAACCAAAGCGCCGGUACCGGCGAAUUCCGCCAAGGACGGCGACAAGAAGCCCGUCGCCAAGUCGCAGGAGCAGCUGCCCAAGCGUCCGGCCAAGCGCACACGCGGCUCCAUGUCCAACGAGUCCAUCAGCCCCUCCACCACGCCGCCGCCGGUGCAGAGCAACAAGCGCCGUCGCAUAUAGGUGGCCCCCGCCCGAAACUGACGAUUGUUGAUCCGUUUUAGCUCACUAGUUUUACUGUACUCUAAUAAAAGGAUUUAUUCUUCGAAA